AUGCCGCUUCCGUCUCGCCUCCAAGUCCGCCACGAGGGCUUAUCCAUCGUCAUCUUAGGCGCGACUGGAGAUUUAGCCUCGAAGAAACUCUUCCCGUCUUUGUUCAACCUCCACUCCGCGGGUUUUUUACCAACCAGGACUAAAAUAUUCGCCUCUUUGCGAAGGAAAAGCAAAACUGAAAUCGAGUUCAAAACGGAAUUGACGGAACACAUCAACCGGGUUUGGAAACCGCCGGAUGGGUCGAACGCGACGAAACCGACCAAAGGUUUGAUGGAGGAGUUCUUAGAGGACGUGGAGGUGUGUUAUUUGGACGAGGAGUUUCUUUCAGAGGAAGAAGAAAAGAAUAAAAAGAAGACGACCGUAGUAAAUGGUCGAGGCGAUGGAGGAGGAGAAGAAGAAGACGAAGAAGAAGAGGACGAGGAAUCGGAUUCGGAAUCCGGUCUUCAUGGUAGUAAAGAAGGGAGCGAAGAAACGAUGAGACAAAAUUAUCGAUCCAUUCAUUCGAUAACGAAGCACAUUGAAUCGUGGGAGAAAGAAAACGAAGACGCGCCGGCAUCGAAUCGAAUGUGGUAUUGCUGUUUACAUUCGGAUUUUAUCGUCGACUGCGCGAACCAAAUCCACUACUUCACGAGGACGAGGAAGGUGCAUUUCACGGACCACACGCAAGCGGAGAUGAAGAUGAAGAAGAAAGGAUGGACGAGGUUAGUUCUGGAAAAGCCGUUCGGUAGAGAUCGAAAGACGUGCGAAAAGCUGAACGUGAAGUUGAGCAAACGAUGGCCCGAGAGCGAUUUGUUCCGCAUGGAUAGGUAUUUAGGUAAAGAAGUGAUUGAGAACUUGUUGGUGAUGAGGUUUGCGAAUCGAUUGUUAUCGCCGAUUUGGAAUCGAGAUAACGUGGCGAACGUACAGAUUAUAUUCAAAGAACCGUACGGCGCGGAAGAUCAACAAAGAGGGGAUUAUUUCGAUAAGAAUGGGAUCGUUAGAGAUGUCAUGCAAAACCAUUUGUUGCAAAUUUUAGCCGUGCUGGCGAUGGACGCGCCGGUAUCGUUAGAUCCGGAAGAUAUAAGAGACGCGAAGUUGAAAGUUUUGAGACAAGUGGCGAUGAGUAAUGAUAAAUUUGACGUGUUGAAAAACACCGUCGUCGCGCAAUACUCGAAGUCGAAAAACGGGAAGCAUUUGGGCUACAUGGAGGAACGCCCGGAAAAUUCGAAAACCACGCCGACGUUUAUCAUGGCGGUGUUGAAAUUAGCCAACGAUCGAUGGGAUGGGGUGCCAUUUAUUUUUAAAGCCGGGAAAGGGAUGAACGAAAAGAGGUCGGAAAUUAGAGUGCAGUUGAAGGAAUCCCCCGGGGAUGUUUUCGGGAGAGACGACGACGAAUCUCGAUUACACGCGGCCGGGCCGAACGAGUUUGUUUUGCGCAUGCAACCGAAAGAGGAGAUGUACAUGAAAGUGACGAUUAAAGAACCCGGGUUAGGAGUCAAACCUACGGCUUCGGAAAUGGAAUUGAGUUCGAGAUGGAAAAUGGAACAGGCGAGGAAAGAUGCGUGCGGGGAAGCUCCUCGACGCGCCUACGAUCGAUUGAUAUUGGACGUCAUCAACGGGAACCAAUCGCAUUUCGUGAGGAACGAUGAACUCGAAGCCGCGUGGGCGGUGUGCGAUCCGUUGGUUUCCGCGAUUGAGAGCGGGUAUUUGCCGAUGACUACGUAUUCAUACGGUAGUCGAGGACCGAAAGAGGCAGACGAAUUGAGAACGAGGGCUGGGCAUUUACCGUCGCAUUUGGUCGAGAAGGAUUCGGUGCCGCUGUUGAACGCGGAAUACGAUACGUUGCCGGGCGAGGAGGACGGCAUGACGGAAUCUUUAGCGAGUAAAUUAUCGAACGCGGUGUACGUUUCUGAACCCGUCGUGAAAAAGAAUAAGCCAGUGAAUGAAGGCUACGCGUUGAGUCCGAGAGGAUACCGAUCCGGCGACGUGAGUCCUCAACAACAAAGGUCGCCGAGACAUAGUCAAAUGAAUGCGCGUCCCUCGACGCAAUGGAUUUAA
This is a messenger RNA of Bathycoccus prasinos, 2037 nucleotides long. RefSeq names its product glucose-6-phosphate dehydrogenase. Gene Ontology annotation, biological process: glucose metabolic process; pentose-phosphate shunt, oxidative branch. Lineage: Eukaryota; Viridiplantae; Chlorophyta; Mamiellophyceae; Mamiellales; Bathycoccaceae. The transcript has a single exon. The record is from RefSeq and is a predicted model, not a curated record. Gene Ontology annotation, molecular function: NADP binding; glucose-6-phosphate dehydrogenase activity. The coding region runs from base 1 to 2037 and encodes 678 amino acids.